Messenger RNA from Lachancea nothofagi CBS 11611, 1971 nucleotides. The record is from the annotation of a GenBank genome assembly. Lineage: Eukaryota; Fungi; Ascomycota; Saccharomycetes; Saccharomycetales; Saccharomycetaceae.
AUGCUGUCGACUUUGUUGUACAAAUUAACGCACCCUUCGGCUCUCUACGAGGGCUCUGAACUAAAUGCACAGUUUGUCAUUUUGAGCCUUUUACACCUUGUAAUUUGCUUUGUUCUUCUAGGCAUAUGUGCAUCGGACUAUUUAUGUCCUACAGUGUCAAUCAUUUCUCAAGGCAAAAGCCAGAAAGGCAUUCUUGCAGCCAUUCUAUUAUCAUGGUGUAAUUCAUCUCCGGAUUUAUUUACCAACUUCAUGAGCUGGACUUCGUCCAAUGCAGCGUCUCUCUCGGUGGGCGAAGUGCUGGGGUCCUGUGGAUUCAUAUUGUGUGUAGUUCAAGGCGCAAUCUUAAUUGUGAUGGCUCCCAUAAACGCACAAUUGGAAGCAGACCACAAUCGCCAUGUUCAGCGGGAUUUGACUUUUAUCCUAAUGGCGAUGUCCAUGAUGCUUUAUGUCUGCCUGCGCAACAAGGUGACUCUACUAAAUUGCACAAUUAUGCUUUCAAUCUAUGUGGGAUAUAUCAUUUCUAAGGCAGGGAUAAGUCUAAGGAAUCAUCAAGAGCAGGACGACAGCUAUUCGAUGGAAAUAGACGCAACAGAUGAGCCUGAUCUAAACUUAAAGUUCAGUGUGCUGAGUGCAUUAGAUUACAAUGCCUUAUACUCGCUAAUGCAAAAGUCGUCAGGCCUGGGUGGUGAUGAAAUUACGUUAAGAACUCUAAAUUCUGGUGUUUCCGAUGUCGAGUACGUCGCUCCAAGACCUUUGACAGCUCCAGGCGACACUUUCAGGGAGAGGCCAUAUUAUGAUAGACCAAUGGCUCAUUCUUCCCCUUCCACUUUUGAGGCAUAUCAUGAUGAAGAAAACGCAUCUGAAAUGCAGAGUCUUGAGGCUGUACCUAUCGUUUACGACAGAGCUUUGCACAAUAGAAUGUUUCGCUUAAAAAAUGGAAUGAUAAAUGUACUUGCUCCGCAAUUAAUAGACUUCCAACAUCAGUCUCUCCCUUCUAAAUGCAUUGUCAUCCCCAUGGUACCUUUUACGGUACUGCUACGAUUAAGUUGCCCUCAACAUGAAAAGCUGCUGCAUGAUGGGCAGAAUUCUCGGAAAGCAGUGACUCUUGACUCUCAGACCUUGAUUCUCUUGUUAAUACAGGCCAUCUUUGCACCAUUAUGCUCCACGGUGCUGGUUUGUACUCUUUUAGAUGUCUCUAUUUCGUGGCGCUUCAUGUUGGCAACUCUCAUCGCAUCAAUCUUCUUAUUGGCAGGUAUAUUGUCACUUUUGUGGAAGGUAAUUAACUACAAUAAGUUUUCACUCAAUGAGAUAUCCGCGCAUGAUGAACGUGGCCUUUUCAAGCUGAUGUCUUUGGAGCAACCCGUCAUUCUGGUUGUUAAUAGUAUUGGAAUCCUCAAUUGUAUACUAUGGAUAUCCAUGCUUGCGAACACACUAGUAGAGGUGAUGGUACUUUACCAAGAACUGACUGGGAUAUCAGAGGCUGUUUUGGGACUGACUAUAUUUUCCUGGGGCAAUUCCGUCAGCGACCUGAUGUCCAAUGUUGCGAUGUGCAAGCUGCAUUUCAAAAUUGAAGUUGAAAAUCAGUCACAAAGAGACCAGCUAGCUUCGCGGUAUUUCUUCAUCUCUCUCAGUGCUUGUUUUGGGGGUAUCCUACUCAAUUCUCUGAUAGGGAUUGGUCUAAGCGGCUUUGUCUCGAUGUUGUUGGGCUCUGAGGGAGUCAGCGAGAAUAGUUUUUGGUUUCUUCGAUCGGUAUCCUUAGGAAGCCAAGGGAUGGAUUAUAAGUUCAUACUUUCGGUUGCUUUCAUUUUAACUCAAAACGUCGUUCUUCUGUUGUUCUUUUCUGGGUUCAAGCCAUUUGGUAAUUUUUUGGCACGGAACUUUAGGAGUAUUGGCAUAUUUUUAUGCACUUGGUGGGCACUAGCGACAGUGCUGAACGUAGCAAUUGAGACAGCUGGCAAAAAGAGCUCUUAA